Molecule: messenger RNA, 3384 nt
Organism: Lemur catta (Ring-tailed lemur)
Lineage: Eukaryota; Metazoa; Chordata; Mammalia; Primates; Lemuridae
Product: neuroblastoma breakpoint family member 4-like
Exons: 11
Coding region: 1449-2465 (338 amino acids)
Source: RefSeq, a predicted model, not a curated record
UGAUGUUUUUGGAGACAAGUACGCUGAUGAGAGAAUGUGGAAGAGGCUUUUGUACAGUGUGCAAGAAAAAUACUUAACAAAAUUGAAUAAGUGGGCCCAGUGAGCUGCAGGAGGAUGCAGGGACUGCAGGGCUGUCACAGGCACUGAUGGAGCAGGGUUUCCCUCCUGGUGGUGCUGACCUGUCUGACUGCCGAGAGCCGAUCAGAAGCGCCGCCUCCCUGUCUGCCGAGCCUGAGGUCCAGUCUGUUCUGGAUGGAGCAGGGAAGCCAACAGGCUCAUUGACCAGCAGGCCCGAGAGCUGACCCGAUUGAGGCAGGUGUUGUGAGAGGGGAGAGAUGGCUCGUUUCUCCUCAAGCAGCACCUGCAGGGCAUCCUCCUCCAGGACAAUCCUGACAGCUGCCAGGGCCAGGACCUCCGUGAGCACCUGGCAGAGGGGCGCAGGCUGGCAGAGCACCUCGCCCGCACGCUCAGCCCAGAAAACCACAAAGAUCAGGAGGAGGAGAAGGAAGAAGAACCACCAGCCCCCAGGUAGCAAUGAGCAAGCACGGCCUGGAGGAGGGUGGGUAAAAUAUGGGAGGGCCCAGUUGCACUGGUCAAGGUGUCAAAGUAGCCACAAAUUUCACAGCAAAGGUGUGUGAAAACUGUUUGUUCUUUGAUGACAUUCUCACAACCAGUGAAAAAUUCCUUCCAUUAACAAGGUUGUUCACUGUCUUCAAGGCAUUUCCCAGUAACUAGGAGAAAAAGUCAGUCUUAAGGAUUUCUACAAUCACAGAUUCUACCUGUUCUCCCUCCCCAUGGCUGAACUCAGUAUGAGAUGCCCAUCUGCUUUCUGUGUGGUUGGCCUUCAAAUGUUGGAAGUGACUCCGUAGCAGGGGAUAUGAGCAGACUGAAAUAUUUGCACCAUGUCACCAUAUUGCUAGACAGGGUCCUAGAAGGCACAAGAGCUCCUGACCUACACUGUCAGGAGCCUGUGCCCACUGUGCUGCUGCGGGAACAGUCAACACGGUCCACGCAGGAGGCUGAGCCACUGCGUGGUUCUCUGUGUGUGCUGCCUGCCAACACGGUACCAAGGGGACAGUGUCCCCUUCCUCACCAUCUCCUUACGUGGCCAGUGCACAGAGCACUUGCUCCUCUCUCACUCCUGCCCUCGAGGCUCCCACAUUCUUCCUUUAUCAUAACAGGAUAGCUUUCUUUCUCUUCAAAAUGAAAGCCCCUUGCACUCUGUGGCCAGUCCUUCAUGCCUGUCAUCAGCACCGCCUUGGAUCUGGUGUCCAGUCCCUCUUGGUUUGGUCCUAUUCUUUAUCCCACGAGGUUGAGCAGUGUGGAGCAGGAGGAGAAGGUGAAUGGAGUCCUGCAGAGCCAGUUGGGUGAAGGCCACCUGACUUCUGCCAGUCACCGUGACCUGUGUGACACCGACCAGCCUCCCUGCACCGGUGCCAUCCUGUUUGAUGAGCAGGGAGUCUCCAGGGUGCUGGAUGCAGCUACAACUCGAGGUGACAGCAACACACAGGAAGGACAAGAGCCCAUGGAGACCGGGCUCAGCGGGGAGGAGGAGGAGGCGAAUCCCACCCAGCAGACCUCACUGCAUGAGCAGCGUGUCACCCUCUCCAGUGGCCAGGACCUCUCUGAGUCCCGCUGCCCUUCCCGCUGUCCUGCUGCCCGAUGCAGGAGACGACUGCGCCUGCCCGGGUCCAGCUGAGAACUAUGAAGAGGAGGAAGACGAAGAAGAUCUAGAAUCACUGGCCUCCAGUGUGCCCAGUGAGCUGCAGGAGGACGCAGGGACCGCAGGGCUGUCACAGGCACUGAAGGAGCAGGGUUUCCCUCCUGGUGGUGCUGACCUGUCUGAUUGCCGAGAGCUGAUCAGAAGCGCCACCUCCCUGUCUGCCGAGCCUGAGGCCGAGUCUGUUCUGGAUGGAGCGGCCCCCACGCAGGAGGCCUGUCCCCAAGGGCCUUGGAGUGGAGACUUGAGCCCCUGCGUGUCACAGGUGCAAGCUGCAAACACACAGCUGCAGCCAAGCGCCCUGGUGACUGACUGUCUGCAGCUCCAGCUGGACCAGCAGUGGGGUCGUGGCUGUGGCUUUGCCACAUGGAGCCUCCCCUGCGACCCCUGGAUCCUCGCAGCCAGCGCUGACUCUGGGCACCAGUGGCUGCUCCUCCCAGUUCUUGGAUUCCCAGGAGCCCAGCCAAGACUCCCCGCACUGGCCCAGACGGUCUCUCCCCUGCUCGCUGGCCCGAGUGCCCUGAAACCGAGGAUGAGCAAGAGAAAGUUGCUGUUCAGCAAGUGGAGAGUCACGUGCAGUUUCUCAGGCCUGCAGCUGCGGGUGCAGAGCCGCUGUAACCUCCGUCUGGUCUCGAUGGUCAAGUUGAUCAUUGACUUUGCAAGGCCAGCCAGGUCCCUGGAAUGCGCCUGCCAGGACUCAAGAGUUUUCCUUCUUUUCCAUCCUUGGCGACCUGUAGCUCCCUAGCAGCAGCCCCUGCUGUGACUCCCUCCAAACUCUGAAUGAGAACAGUUAAAAGUGAGCACAUUUAUUGCUCAUGGCAAAAAGUAACUUAGAACCUGGUCCCAGGCAGGAGACCUGCAGUGGCCUUGUCAGCUUUGUGUUCAGCCCCAGAGGUGCAGGGCUGUGUGACGAGGGUGGCGUUUGCAGGGACUCAGUGUCCAGGCACUGUGGACUCAUUUGAGCCGACAUUAGCUGAAGGACACUGAAGGGACCCUAAAGUGACGUCAGUGCAGAAGUAGUUGCACAGGGCGGGACAUCAAUCCUCAUAGACCAUGGGGUCCUUAAGCAUCUGCUCUCUGUCCAUUUCCUUCCCGUUUCUACCUCCACAAGUCCAGGCAAGAGUCCCUGCUCUCUCUGUGCAAUUCCAUUUGGAAUCUCUCCUUCUUCCUUUCUUUGCCGACCCUCUCUAGGAAAAUACUUUUGCUGUUUCUAAAUCCUGAUCCCUGUCCCAGCCAGCGUGACCCACAGCCUGCAGUGGCUUGUUCAUUUCUCCAUUGGACCCUUUCUCUCCUCCUUCCAAACAGUGUGGAAAGGGCCUCAGGCCGGGGUUCUAGUUCCGGGGUUGUCAGCAACAGGUCACGUGGCUUUAGUGGAGUCUCAGCCCUUCGGCACCACGCUCUCCUCGUCAGUCCAAGGGGGACGGGACGUGGAGGAGUCCGAGGUCCCUGCUGGCUCUCACAGCCGGGCUCUUCCCACAGCCGCCCCCCCCUCCCUGAAAGUCUGGGUCGUGGGGGUAUAAGAGGGCCUGUUACUCUGCCAGGGGCCCCUCCCCCUGCAGUGUCUGUCUCUGAGUCUGGUGGGUGACACUGAGCAUGUCCCCCACCAGGAGGCGUGAAAAGCCAUCACUUUUCUGCAAACAAGGGAAGAAAGUGGCUGAUAGAAC